AUGCGACCACUCCGAUUUCUCAUAACCCUCGUCUCCUUCAUCGUCGCCUUCUUCCUGCUUCUGUUCGUCGGUCCCUGGCGCGGCAAACCAAGCAUCCGGGACUCCGAGGAAGAGAAUGGCAGUAUUGGCACAUACUUUAACUGGCGAACGCCCUCCUCCCUCUUUCCUCCUUCAGCUAUCAUCAGCCUGACAGAUGACAACUCCACCAACUUCGUCGCGAGACCUGCCGCCUUUGGUCCGCUGCUUCCGGCAAAGAGCUUGAGCGGACAGCUAUGGAUUGGGAGCGGCUUCGGAGAUGACCAUCUGGGAGGAGAGGGAGAGCUCGGCUGUAGCGACGUCCCUGGUUGGGACGAUGGGAGCUGGACUGCGAGUAGCAGUGCGAGCAGCAGGAAAGUAUUCUCGGAUGGCAAGGGAGCUACAGCCGAUAGCCCACUGUCUGGGUCCAAUAAGAGCAAGCGGAGUUUGGUCGAGGAUGAAGACGAGCUGGAGGAGGACGAGGAGCAACAUCCGAGUGAGAAUGAUGGUACGGACGACUACCUGCACCAUCCCUUACCUGCGAGCGACGGUCUUAAAACAAAUGGCGAAGCGGCUGGAAACACCAAGAAGCCAACGCAUGCGGAUAUCCAGUCUUUGCAAGAGAGCGCAGAGAUCGCUGGCAAGAUCGUGCUGCUCAGUCGCGGCGGCUGCGGCUUUCUCGAAAAGGUCAAGUGGGUCCAGAGAAGAGGCGGCAUCGCGCUGAUCGUUGGAGAUGAUAUUCGAGGAGGGCAGCUGGUGACGAUGUAUGCUCGAGGCGACACAUCCAAUGUCACAAUACCCAGCCUGUUCACAUCGCACACAACCGCGCAGCUGUUGUCCAGCUUGAUGCCCUCGGAUGGCUUUUCUUACCCCGACCAAAGACCUGCUCUAGGAGGGAAGGGCAAACAAAAACAAGACGACUCACGCGGCGGAAAGCAACAUGAUGCUGACAAACCUUUCUUCACGACUACGACCGCAACUGCCAAAGCAACGCCGACACCGAAGCCAAAGCAGGCGGUUGACGACCGGAAAUUAGCAAAGGAGGCGGACAAGGAACAAGACCAGAAACCUUGCGGGUGGCUCUCAGGCCUGCUCAAGGGCUGUACAGACAAUGGCCGAGACAGUCGAAGACCGCCCAGCAGCGGCAAGAAUGGCUGGAUUCAGCAAGAGGAGUUUGACGAUGACGAUUACGUUCGCGCGAAGAACGGUAAGCUUCUCAGCACGUCUUCGUCGUCUUCGAUAUCGCCAACUUCGACACCAAAGAAGGCGCCAAGCGAUGGGUUCCAGAUUGGCGUGCAAGACUGGCGGGAUCCAGAUCUUGUUGCCGAACAAAAGGAGCAGCAGAUGCGUGCUUCAUCAUCUCCGGUGAGCUCAAGCACUGCUACUUCAUCCAGGAGCAGCGCAACCGCUGCACCAACGUCUCUCAAGGGUGGCAGCAUUACGCCCGGAAGUGGAGAGUAUGCAAAGGCGAACCACGAGGCUGUUGACAUAUCAUCUGCGCAAAAGUCUCAAUCGAGAGAAGGCGUGAUAUCUCAGCAGACAAGCAGCGAUCAGCAGGACAGCUCGCGCAGCUGGCUUGGUCGCCUGCUCCGCUCUGAUGCGGGUAAAGCUGCCAAGGCCGAACCUGCAUCUCAGAUCGACACGACGAAAGCCUCCGAGCUCGAUUUCCAUCGCAAAUCUGACAGUUCGCAUCGUCAACGUCCCUCUUCGGAUGGGCGACAAGUGCACCACGGAUUGUGGGUUACCCUGUCACCUACUUCCAUGUCCACCUCACCCUUCUUCGAUACAUUGCUAGUCCUGGUUGUUUCGCCGCUAGUGACGUUGACUGUCGUGUAUGCACUUCUGUUAUUGCGAUCGCGCAUUCGGAGGAGGAGGUGGCGGGCACCAAAAUCUGUCGUCGAGCGGCUACCGGUGCGAACGUACCAGACCAUGCCAAGCAGCACGACGUCUUCGUCUACAUCAUCAAUUGCAUCGCCCAAUGUAACGACGCCUCUGUUACCAUCUGCGACCCGACCCAUCAGUACUCGCUCUCGACCCAGGGCGCGGACGGCUUCCGAGAUUGCACAGGGCUCGUCGAUGCGCUCUGACGACAUGGCAAGUCCAUCUCUAGAUCAGAUUGAGGAGAAGCGUGCCGCUGGCCUGGCAGAGUGGCGAAGAAGGUACGGCGGCAAGCAGAGGGAAUGCGUGGUGUGUCUGGAGGAGUAUGUGGACGGCGUCAGCAGGGUAAUGAGCCUACCUUGUGGCCACGAAUUCCACGCCGAGUGCAUGUAAGUCUCAACCUCCCCAAGCGACUAGCAUCGACGGCUAGACUAACUUUGCUCCCAGCACACCUUGGCUUACAACCCGCCGCCGUACCUGUCCCAUCUGCAAAGGCGACGUCGUCCGUUCUCUUGCUCGAUCUGCCGGAACACCUUCGUCUUCUACGCCACCGCAGCGGUACCGCGACGAGUCCGAGGAGGAGGAGGAGGAUGUCCAAGAACAAGCUGUCACAACGAUCAACGAAGAUCCCGCUGCCCAGCGACCGGUCUCGAGGGAAGAUGAGGCAUUUGAGGAUUUGGAACGAGGGGUGAAUCUAACGCCGCCUCCAAGGGAAGAGCCGGAUCGGAAUCGAUGA
Molecule: messenger RNA, 2629 nt
Organism: Lecanosticta acicola
Lineage: Eukaryota; Fungi; Ascomycota; Dothideomycetes; Mycosphaerellales; Mycosphaerellaceae
Source: the annotation of a GenBank genome assembly